AUGGCAGCAGUCAGAGAUAGCUUUCUCGACCUCGAAAGACAUCGCUUGCAGUUGGAGGACAACAUUGCCAAGCUGCAGAAGGCCUUGCUGCACUGGCAAAAAUGGGAUGCAGAGUAUGAGUCCUUGAAAGAGGAGAUAGAGUCUGUCCCCCAACCUGCCAGUCGAGAGGAUCUUGCGCGCAUUCGCAGGGACUUCGAGGGCGAGGUCGUUGACAAGAAGGAAAUCAACGACCUCUUUGGCCGCAUCGAUCUCAAGCCAGCCGAGCAGAUCGUCAACCUGUUGUCGCGACGUAUCGACUACGUAUCCAAGAACAUCGAGACGCUCGAAAAACAGCUCGAGUCUGCCAAACAGAAGCACGCUGCUGCCACUGUUGUCAGCAACCCAGAUGUCCGGGACGAAGAUGGUCUGCCUAUAACGGAGAUCAUUGAGGAGCUUGACGAAGAGGGCAACGUCAUCAAUAGCCGCUUGCAGCGGCCGGGCGACUCCAGCGCCCAGCUCAAGGAGAUCCUAGAAAAGGCAGGUGUCAAGGAUCUUCCCGCUGGGGGGCCUCGAGAACCCGAGAAGGAGGCCAUCGUCGAAGAUAUCUCUGACGAGCCCACCGCUGAGGUGCCUGAGACAUCUAUUACCGCGACGACUGCGCCAGCCGAGCAUGUCGCGGCUGCAACAGCAGCGGAGCCCGAGAGCAAGGCGGAUGACACUGUCGCCGUCAAGAAGUCUGUGUCUUUCGCCGAAAACACCAAGCCACCGACGGAGCCGCCGAUUCCGAGGGCUGCGCAGCGCGUGGAAGAAAUCAUGCGAACCGCCAAAGCUCAGGAAGAGUUUGGCCGCCAGCCGCCCGUUAUACCCGAGGACGAGUCCGAGGAAGAUGCUUUUCUCCGUCGAGAAAUGUUGAAGUACGGCAUGGAAGAAGUAGGAGCAGUGGUGGCCGAACUCAACCUCGAGGAAGGUUCUGACGAUGACGACGACUGGGAGUACGAGUACUCUGACCUCGACGACGACGACGAAGAGGACCAGUAUGGACGGUCCAAGACUAGCGUGCUCGACGAGGGAUACCACCAGCGCAUGUUGGAGCUCGAGAAGCGGCUCGGAGUCAAGUCUCGCUUCACUGAGAAAGUUGAGGCAGAGGCCGAUGAGUCCGACGACGACACGCAAGGCAUUGGCCGCAUUGUUGUGAACCACGGCGACAAGGGCAAGGCGGUGGAGUCUGCCAAGCCACCACCUUCCCCCUCAUCUAUCUUGCGCACUGCGCCGGCAGAGGCGGACGACAAAAAAAAGAGUGUUCGAUUUUCCCGGAGCCUGGAUGUCGCCCCCGAUACAGAAGUCCUGGCAACUACCGCGGCACCGGCUGUGGCGCAGGCUGCACCCGAGCCGUUCGUGGAGCCUUUGAGCGACAUUGUUGAGCGCUCUGGCCCUGCGAAGCAGACAGGAGCCAAGUCCGACCGGAAGGUGUCUCGUUUCAAGAAACAGAAGGCCGCCCCGACUGUCGUCGAGGACGGCCUUGUUCCCAUGGGCCCGCGCGACGUGCCCUCGCGGUUCCUCGACCAGGACAGACCGACGGCCCCGACUGGUCCUGAAGGGAAGACGCUGGCGGAUGCGAUCAUCGAGAAGGAGCCCAAGCCUCACGACCAAGACGCCUAUGAUGACGAGUUCAUCGACCAGGACCUUGCUGACGAGUACCACCGUCAACGACGUAAUUUCAUCCAGAAGCAAGGCGGCUUUCUGCAAGAAGAUACGUCUGUGGUCCGGCCCCUUGACGAAGCUGACGGUGGUCAGCGGAUCAGCAAGUUCAAGGCUGCUCGUCUCUCCAGGCAGUAA
Colletotrichum navitas is the source of this 1815-nucleotide messenger RNA. RefSeq names its product Prefoldin subunit-domain-containing protein. Gene Ontology annotation, molecular function: transcription corepressor activity; chromatin binding; phosphatase inhibitor activity. The record is from RefSeq and is a predicted model, not a curated record. Gene Ontology annotation, biological process: negative regulation of transcription by RNA polymerase II; negative regulation of phosphatase activity. Lineage: Eukaryota; Fungi; Ascomycota; Sordariomycetes; Glomerellales; Glomerellaceae. Bases 1 to 1815 code for a protein of 604 amino acids. The transcript has a single exon.